AAUGACUAAUAACUUUCCGUCUGCAUAAAUGAAACUUAACAAAUAUUAUAUUUUCAUUAACACUGCAGCUUAUCAGCAGAAUGGAUGUAGAACAAGAAACCACUACUGCUAAUACGUCCAACAUAACCAUAGAACCCAGAAUCUGGGAAUCAACAGCCCCACCAGCCUUACAGUUUGCUUUAGGAGUUGGCGGCAACUUAAUUGCCCUGAUAGCGCUGGUAACGUCCAGAAAGAGACACAAAUGGAAACCGUUUUACAGAUUGGUCGCUGGUUUGGCUCUGACGGACGGGGGAGGAAUCCUUCUGGUCUAUCCCACAGUGAUGAUCAGAUAUGCUUCAGACUUCACUUAUGAAUUUUCGAAACCUCUCUGUCGCUACGGUUCGUUUGUAUUUACAUUUAUGUUGAUAUCUUCAGCAAUGAUUGUUUGUGCUAUGUCAUUCGAUCGUUUCAUAGCUAUCUUGUAUCCUUUCAAAUACAAUUUUAUUGGGAAGAAACAUCGAGCUAACAUAACGCUAGUUGUCAUCUGGCUCCUUGGGACUUUGAUUUCCAGCUUACAUUUGAUGGGACUUGGUUCCAGUUUUAAAUACUACCCAGGUUCCUGGUGUUUCCUGAAUUUCAUUGGGAUUUCGAUCUUGGACAGAGUGAAUUCCUACAUCUAUUCCCUAUUUGGAUUGCUUAUUCUGUGCACAAUCUUUUCCUUUAAUAUACUUGUUAUUGUAUCCUUGUGCAGAAACUUGCGAAGAGAUAAAAUUAUUUUAAAAAGUCACAGAAGGAAAAGCGACAUCUUCAACGUGUGUUUAUUGUUGGUGAUUGUUAGUGUUUUCACAGUCUGCUGGACUCCACUCAUGUUCACAAUACUUGGUCAUGCUGCCUUGUGGAUCAGCGGCAAUGGAUCUAGAGAGUUGUUGGUGGUACGGUUUGGAAUCACUAACUCAAUCAUUGACCCUUGGAUUUAUAUCCUUCUGAGAAAGGAAAAUUUCAUAGCACUUCAAAAACGAUUCAAGGGUCUUCGUGAAAAGAUAAAUUUUGCAACGGACAGUGGAGGUCAGAAUGUCACACCUUCGUCUGAUUCCCGCGAAAAGAGUUUCGAUAACACUCUGUCGUCUGGUAAAACACUCUCUUCAGACGAUCUUGUUGACUUUGGACGGGAAUAAAAAAUAAAUUUAUUCACUUUAAAAUACUCGCCAUAACACGCUGUUGAGGUUUGGAGGUAUUUUCUAACUGUGUGAGAGGAAGAAUGGUUAUUUUGAACUUUAAUCUGAAAAGUUGAAAACUCUUAUUUGGCGCCAUGUAUAUGUACAUAUAGUGGAGAAGCCAUGUCAAUGACGAAGUUUAUAGUUCAGUACUACUACUUGUCCUUGCUUUUUCACCUAGUGAAAUACUUGUCAUAUGUAUUCAUCUAUUCAAAUACUCGGAUACGAUAUUUAAAUCAAAAUACCCGUACAUUUACACCCUAUUUUAUUUUUGAUCUGCGAUGCUCAUAUGUAGCACAUAACAUGGCCGAAUCUACCUUUCCGCGUGAUGCAAGGCGGUGGCUGUGAUAUUUUAAUUAAGGAAUCAAGGGCUACAUGUCCUCCUCGACUUUCAUUUGUAAAAAGAUAAAGAAAUUGUCAUCCAUCGUAAGCCCGUAGUGAUAUGUCGUAAAUUGUAUUCCAUGCUCUUUGUACGAUCAUUUUGCUGAAGACAUGCGCUGAUCGGACACCAAACGCAUGGUUAUUGGGAGCCCAAAAGACGAACUGUCUCCGUACAAUUGUCGUGGGAAACAUCUGGAGAUUGGAAGGAGAAUAUUGCAUAAUUACACGGCAUUUAAACAAUCUCCGCACAACCAUUGUACGGAGCCAGUACGAGAAAUGGUGUGCUGACCAUAUAAAUGUAAACAUGAAAGCUUACCUUCUUACGAUGGCCAAAUAUCGUUCACAAAUUUACUACACAGCGGUCGUGACAAAUGUAAAUAGGACUUUAGCUUGGAACAUUUUUGUGUAUAUAUUUUUAUAUAAGAUGAUGUACAUGCGGUAGGAUUUGUUUUCUAAUGGUAACUUUUUAGAAUACACAAUAUUUAAUUGUUAAUUGCACGGGAAUGUCUAUUUUCUUACUUUGAUUUUAAAAAAAUGUCAUAAAUUUUCUAUAUUUACGUUCA
This is a messenger RNA of Ostrea edulis (European flat oyster), 2137 nucleotides long. Its product is annotated as prostaglandin E2 receptor EP4 subtype-like. The record is from RefSeq and is a predicted model, not a curated record. Gene Ontology annotation, molecular function: prostaglandin E receptor activity. The transcript is spliced from 2 exons. Gene Ontology annotation, cellular component: plasma membrane. Lineage: Eukaryota; Metazoa; Mollusca; Bivalvia; Ostreida; Ostreidae. Bases 81 to 1154 code for a protein of 357 amino acids. Gene Ontology annotation, biological process: adenylate cyclase-activating G protein-coupled receptor signaling pathway; positive regulation of cytosolic calcium ion concentration; inflammatory response.